Prunus armeniaca (apricot) is the source of this 762-nucleotide messenger RNA. NCBI's taxonomy places the organism in Eukaryota, Viridiplantae, Streptophyta, Magnoliopsida, Rosales, Rosaceae. The record is from the annotation of a GenBank genome assembly.
AUGGACACCAACCCCAACACCACCUCCACCACCACCACCACCCCCAACCCCACCCAGCAACAACAGCAAGCUCAACCCUCCUACCCACCAACCCAAUCUUCAGUCCCUGCCCCUCCAUUUCAUCAUCUCCUCCAGCAGCAGCAGCAGCAGCUGCAGAUGUUCUGGAACUACCAGCGCCACGACAUUGAACAAGUCAACGACUUUAAGAAUCACCAGCUCCCAUUGGCUCGCAUCAAGAAGAUCAUGAAGGCGGAUGAGGACGUCCGCAUGAUAUCGGCCGAGGCCCCCGUUCUCUUCGCCAAGGCCUGCGAGCUCUUCAUCCUCGAGCUCACAAUCCGCUCUUGGCUCCACGCCGAGGAGAACAAGCGACGAACUUUGCAGAAAAACGACAUUGCCGCCGCGAUUACCAGGACCGACAUAUUCGAUUUCUUGGUGGAUAUUGUGCCCCGAGACGAGAUCAAGGACGAGGCGGUGGGGCUCGGGGGGAUGGUGGGGGCCACGGCAAGUGGUGUCCCGUACUACUAUCCGCCGAUGGGUCAGCCGGCUGGUGGGCCCGGGGGGAUGAUGAUUGGGAGGCCGGCGGUGGACCCCGCUGCAGUUUAUGGAGUGCAGCCGCCGUCUCAGGCGUGGCAGUCGGUGUGGCAGACAGCGGCGGAUGAUGGGUCGUAUGGGAGUGGUGGCAGCAGUGGACAGGGCAACCUUGACGGUCAAAGUGUGGGCCGCCUCGGUGCUUCCUGCACUCAAGGAAAAUGGAAAUCCUAG